This is a messenger RNA of Talaromyces stipitatus ATCC 10500, 1623 nucleotides long. Its product is annotated as pogo transposable element, putative. Gene Ontology annotation, molecular function: DNA binding. The record is from RefSeq and is a predicted model, not a curated record. Gene Ontology annotation, cellular component: nucleus. Lineage: Eukaryota; Fungi; Ascomycota; Eurotiomycetes; Eurotiales; Trichocomaceae. The transcript has 2 exons. Bases 1 to 1623 code for a protein of 540 amino acids.
AUGCCACCAAUUCGCAAUAAAAACCGGAAAAAUUUAGAUGAGCAAGAGGGACGAAUCUUAUUAGCAAUUUCCGAUUUACAGAAUGGCCGAAUUCAACGUGUAGCACUCAAUGGUAUUCAACAAAGAUCUCUCGUACGCGCCAACAGCCAUAAAUUGACUCAAUAUGAAGAGGAAUCGCUUGUCAAAUGGGUGCUUGAUUUAGAUCGACGUGGAUUACCCCCCCGGCAUUCUCUUGUACGAGAAAUGGCUAAUUAUAUACUUUCACAACAUGGCAAACCACAAGUUGGAAAAAAUUGGAUAACUAAACUGAUUAAACGCCGUCCAGAGAUCGAUUCCAAAUUCGCAAGGAAAUACAACUACGAACGUGCUAAAUGCGAAGAUCCAAAGAUAAUACAAGAACAUUUUGAUCGCGUACAAGCUGCUAUAUCUGAGUACGGCAUCUUACCGGAAGAUAUAUUCAACUUUGAUGAGACUGGCUUUGCUAUGGGACUCUGUGCAACUGCAAAGGUUAUUACUGGAAGCGAUCGAUAUGCUCAGCCGAAGCUUUUACAGCCUGGAAAUCGAGAAUGGGUGACUGCAAUUGAGGCAACAAAUUCAACUGGAUGGGCUGUGCCUUCGUACGUGAUUUUCAAAGCAAAGAAAAACGUACGAGAAGGCUGGUUUGAUGAUCUUCCAGAUGAUUGGCGAAUCAAUAUUAGCGAUAAUGGCUGGACUACAGAUCAGAUAGGAUUAGAAUGGCUUAAAACCCAUUUUAUUCCCUAUAUUAAUGGUCGUACGGUUGGAAAAUAUCGAAUGUUGAUUCUUGAUGGCCAUGGAAGCCAUUUGACACCAGAAUUUGACCAUAUAUGUACUGAGAAUAAUAUUAUUCCAGUCUGUAUGCCACCUCAUUCUUCGCAUCUCUUACAGCCUCUUGAUGUUGGCUGUUUUGCUGUUUUAAAGCGACAUUAUGGGCAGCUUGUUGAGCAACGAAUGAGGCUUGGUUUCAAUCAUAUUGAUAAAAUGGACUUCUUAACAGCAUUUCCACAGGCUCGUACAGUGGCAUAUAAAGCUCAAACUAUUCGGAAUAGCUUCGCAGCCACUGGAUUAGUGCCUUUCAAUCCAGAUCGAGUUAUACAACAGCUUAAUAUUCGAUUGAAGACACCAACCCCCCCUCCAAGUCGAUCAAGCAAUACGGCAUCAUCCUGCUUACAAACACCUCAAAAUAUACGCCAAUUUAUACGCCAGUCGACUACAAUCAAUAAACGUAUAAAUGAGCGUACAGAAAGCAACCAAAAUCAAGAAAUCAAUCAGGCAGUUGUACGGUUGUCAAAAGCCUACGAAAUGAUAGCGAAUGAUGUUUUACUCGUACGGAAAGAGAACUACGAUUUACGAGCUGCACAUGAGAAAGAGAAGCAAAAGCGCCAAAAAUCUAAAAAGCAAAUAUCUAUUGAGCAAGGGGUUACUAAAGAAGAAGUGCAAGCGCUCGUACAAGGUCAGGUUGAGGCAUCCCAUGCUGUUACUACUACUCCGGCUGAGCCGGAGCUCCCAGCUUCUCAAGCAGUCGUACGCCGCCAAUAUCGCUGCAGUGGUUGUAACGUUAUGGGGCAUAGAAUUAACCAAUGCCCUAGUCGUAUUAGUAGUUAG